Messenger RNA from Striga hermonthica, 194 nucleotides. NCBI's taxonomy places the organism in Eukaryota, Viridiplantae, Streptophyta, Magnoliopsida, Lamiales, Orobanchaceae. The record is from the annotation of a GenBank genome assembly.
AAGCGGGAGGAUCGAUCAUUCAGAUAGUCGACCAGACAGGUGGUCGACCAGUCCAUUGCACGACCAGACAAACGAUCGAUCAACCCAUCGCUCGACCAGAUACAUGAUCGGGCAACCUAUUCGACCUCAACAGGUCGAUCGCUUCGAGGAACCAACAGUCGGCCUAGUCAUGGGCGCGUGUAUCACGGGCGCGC